Molecule: messenger RNA, 1546 nt
Organism: Ceraceosorus guamensis
Lineage: Eukaryota; Fungi; Basidiomycota; Exobasidiomycetes; Ceraceosorales; Ceraceosoraceae
Exons: 1
Coding region: 81-1280 (399 amino acids)
Biological process (GO): mRNA splicing, via spliceosome
Cellular component (GO): spliceosomal complex
Molecular function (GO): nucleic acid binding
Source: RefSeq, a predicted model, not a curated record
CACCACCAUCACCUCGCACGCGCGCUCUGCUCGCGCUCACCGCCGGCACACCUUCCUCCGCUGCGCACUUUUGACUCGCCAUGCCCGCACGAGCCUUUGGUCACGAGGAGGACGAAGAUGAAGGCGACUCGCGCAACCUGCACUCCUCACACGUCGUCGUCGCCUUCUCCUCUACGACCGGCGCAGAGCCAGCACGCAAACGGUCGCGCACAGGCGAUGCUGCUCCAAAAGUCAUUCCACUCACGGGCGAUGGUGAUUGGAUGGCAGAGAGGAAGCGCAGGUUGAAUCUGGGCAGACACGCUGCUCAGCUCGGAGGCCUGGUCAGCAUGCAAAGGCGAGAUGGCGACCGCGGCGGUGGCGGCAGCGCAAAUCAGAGCCGCAUCGGCGACGGCAGCACCCUCACUCCAGGUUUGACGAGGAUGAGGGGCGUCGCGGGCGUCGCGGGUGUCGCGCCUGCAGCUCCAAGCUCACGCACGCACGCGGAAGAAGAAGCAGAGAUUGCCGCUCUACAAGCUGCUGCCAGCGAUACCACACCAUCCGCAUCCAAAGCCGGUGAUGCGCCCACAGACGACGAUGCGGAAGCUCGCGCAGCUCUGCUCGCGGGAGGCGACCAGCGUCGUCGAGGUCGCGACACUGAGCGGAUCAUCGAGAUGGACGAGACUGCGCUCACGCAAGCCGACGCUGCCAAUCGGCCCGAUGCGCCUACGGUGGAAGAGUACGCCGCGCUGCCCAUCUCCGAAUUUGGCGCAGCGAUGCUGAGAGGCAUGGGCUGGAGGGAAGGGCAAGGUGCAGGCAGAAACAGGCAGGGUCCCACCACUUCCGAACAAGUCAAAAAGAGACCCGCACUGCUCGGUCUUGGUGCCAAAGAACGCAAAGAUGUGGGCGGCACGGGCGGCACGGGCAGCACCUCGCGCGGCAAGGACGCGAAACGAUCGUCUCGGCCCGACAGCAGGUACGUGCCCGUCGUCAAGAGGAGUGCAGAGGAGGGCUCACGGGAACGCAUGGCAGACGUGUCGUUGGGAGAACGCAAUGGCGCGCGACACGAUAGUCGACCCAGCGAAGCUCGCUCGUCUCGCUCGUCUCGCCACCGAGACGAGUAUGACCGCGAGAGACAUUCGACACGGCGCCAAGGGGACAGCGAGAGACAUUCGACACGGCGCCAAGGAGACCACGAGAGGUAUGCACGCGAUGACGACAGGCGGUACGGGUCAGACAGGCGAGAUGCGGACUGGUCGUCAAGUCGGCAGGAUCGGGACGGAUACGCCCGCCGCGAGCGAUAGUCAUCUGCACACGCAUCUAUUCGCGCCCGGUUUACUUUGGUGCGUCAACUUUCUCCUCGCAAUAGACACACGGCGCCGCACUGGUCUACUUUGGUGCGUCAACUUUCGCCUCGCGAUAGGCAUCUGCACACGUGGCGCCGCAUCUAUUCGCGCCCGGUCUACUUUGGUGCGUCAACUUUCUCCUCGCAUUAGACACACGGCGCCGCACUGGUCUACUUUGGGGCCUCUUUUGAGCUUUCUCCUUCUCCCGCACCAUGCCCCAUGCC